AUCAGAGUGUUCUUGAUACAAACGUUUCUAUUCAAUUAUUUAUCAUAGCUGAUUGACUAGCAAAAACUUUGAGGUUUUUAACGAACACCCUACGUCUCUCUUUAUAUCAUGACGCUAAAGUAAACUUUUAUGUCAGAAAAAGGCUUCAUGGCAGCUGUUUUGUGACAUCUUCCGUACAGUGCUUCGAAAUGGAUUAAUAAUAUGACCGGUGGAAACGAAAACUACAGUCCCACUGGAAGCGCUUCAUCUCGAAGGAGCAGUCGAGGAAGCCCAGCUCUGAGUUUACAAGAAAAAAUUGAUCUCAACUUGUUUGUGUUUCCGUUGGAAAAGAAAUACAGGUGUCCAAUUUGCGAAAGCGUUCUUCGAUACCCGGUACAGUUUGAGGAGUGCGGCCACCGAGUGUGUUCGUCGUGCUUUCCCGAACUAGCGAGGUAAGAUAAGUCGUUACAGUGAAAAUAAAUGCAAAGUAGUGAGAAAUCUGGCGUUGCCCUUUUGUUAAAGCAACGUCUGAGGUUUAUUUAGCAGAGAAAGGCACACGGUUUUAAAUUACGCCGAUUUAGUCGAUUUAGGUUUACAAACACGAGCUGAAAUAAAAGCACUUGUCUAGUGAUCAAUUUUUAUUUCAUGAAUACAUGCAACAUUAACAUGAGGAUAAUCCGCGUCUCUCGGAUAUUGCGCAAGGUCCACAUUAAAUCUCAAUUGUGUCAAAUUGAAAAUUUACAAGGGAAUAGGACAGGUGUAGGUUUUUCACUGGCCUGUGAAUGAUUCAUCUUUUAUUUUUUUAUUUAAUAUCUUCAAUAUCUUUUGUAGCCACGUGAAACAAUAAAGUCAUCUAUUCCGUUAUUUUCGGGUCCUGUUUUGUGAGCAUGGAAAUCACCAAACGAGGUGACGAACAAAUACAUUGAUGCUCUUUCAGUGUUUAAGAACCUUUUUAAAGGAAAUGAAUGGGAAUUUUUUUUUUUUAUCUGAGUCUCACAUACACGGCAAUUGAAUGGUUUUAGGAGUGACCCGUGAAAUGCAAACUGAUUUUUCCAACGAAUGAACUUGGCCGCAGACACUUAACAAACAAAGCUUAAAUUUAUGCAAUAGAAGCAAAUUUCUGAAAUUUGCAUUGAAACCAAAAAAAUUGAAUCUGAUUUUGAGUUACGCUCUUCAGUGUUAUUACAGAGUCACUAUGUUUGGUGUUAUUAUUGUUGUUUUUAUAUUUCAGAUUAGAACCACGUUGUCCUGUGGAUCAGAUACCCAUCAACAAAGACGCGGCGAGUUGUACUGAGCUCGUAGAUGUUUAAAUAUUAUGCAGAAAAACUGCUUUAAUUUCUUAAUUUCUUCACCGCAAGGGCCGAGUUGAAAAAAAAAUCUGAAUUAUAGGAAUGUUUUUAGAUCAAGCUUCGAUCUAUGGUUUCAAUUUGAAUGAUCGCACUUUAAUAUUACUUGAGCGGCGGUCAAAAGGCAGAUCAGGCAGCUCACGCAGAGAGUUAGGUAAACAGAACUACAAGUGCAACACGACAGCACUGCCCGGCUAUACCGCCUGCUUCCACUUCAGCUGUCAUUUAAAUAAUUCCAAUUUUGAUUUUCAUAUGCUGAAUAAAAAGAUGAGCUACUCCCUAAACAAUAUAAACAGCACCACAUGAGAGUUGAUUUCAGUAAGAUGGAGUCAAUUUUAAUGAACAUCGGCACGCUUUAUUAAACACUUUAAAAACCGUCAUGCUAUCUUUUUUGUGCCGAGAACGUAAAUGGAGGGCUAUUUGAACCCUUUUACUGAAAUUUUGAUCUUAAUCUUGAAAGCUCCAGUGACAGGAAGAGAAAUAGUGAACAGACUUGUUGUUUUUCUUUCCGAAAAAUUCAAGUUGGUCCAUUUGGCGGCAAAACAAAACGUUUUAUCCCCUACCAGAACAAAAGGUGUAUAACGUACCGGGCGAACUUAGGCACUAUUUUACCACAGAGACCUCUGCAUAUGGAAAUACGAUUUAGCUUAACUACAAGUGUGAUUUCAAAGGCAACCGUAUAGCCUUUCAGACAUAACGAUUACCAUUAUUAUCCACGACACUGAGGUCGGAGAAGUAGAGACCACCAGUAGUAGUUUAUUGCGGGGAUUAUUUACAUAACACCUCUUUAUUUUUGCAGGCAUAUGUUGACAAGGCUUUUAACAACGAGAUCUUAGCACUUGAUGUAAAGUGCAAAAACAGUGAGGAAUUAGGCUGUAAAUGGGAAGGAGAAUUUCAGCAUUACCAGGUGAAAAAUACACAUUUGGUUUGACAAAAAUGCUCCUCUUGCUUCCAAGAACGAAACUAACGAAGCACGAGAACGGCAUAUUACAACAACAAACAAAACUCGACAAAACGCCCAGAGAUUAAAAAAUUAUGGUGGUUUUCAGCAUCCCGCAACGCAAAACGGGAAAAGGCUUGCAAACCAAGCCAGUCUACUACUUUAGGACUUAUCACCCAUAUUUAUUACAGCAAAUGAAUUCUAAAACUUAAAAAAAAAAACAACAGAAAAAAAAAAAACAAAAUCUGAACUAGUUUUACCCUCACGAUGUGGUAUUUGAACGGCUGUUUUUAUAAUUUACCGGAUCCCCAUGGGUUAUGUUGACAGAGUGGAUGUACAGAUUAUUGGCGAUUUUGUACAGGCUCCAUAAACAAUAUUUUCAAUGUGUUGGCAAUACUAAAAAUAGGUGUUAAUGCUUAAUAUAGAUCCCUGCAGCUCUGGAAAUGUACAUAGCACAGUCAUGUCAAUUCAUUGCUUUGUUAUGAAAAACAAUUUUGGGCUAAUGGAUAUCUUUAGUCAAUUUCUCUUCGUUCAGAAGUAAUUUUGGAGAAAGAGGAGAUUAGCAACAGCAACGGUAAAAACAAUAACUAGAGCAUGAUAAAAAGAAAGAACAUUUCCCGAUUUAAUUUUUUAUGUUUAUGAUACAACCCAGUGAAAUUUACAUGUUAAGCACACUGUACAUAAAAAGCGUUUGACAAGGCUCAACUUUGGAAAAAAGAGAGAGAGAUGAAAAAAUAAGCACCUGUCUCUGUCGUCCUUUUAAGGCUUUUUAGGCCGGAACAUCAAUGGAACAUGCACUACGCGUGGGUAGUGAUCCAUCUCUAUUGCACUUUCUGUUGUAUUAUCUUUGUUCAUUCGAAUUUUAAAUCGUUCGAAUUGUUUUCUGAAAUACCCAGCAAGAUCAACCCCUCGAAAAAAUCUGAUCCCAGUGCAGUCGGCGUCAUUAAAAGGCGAAAAAAAUUGUUAUAUACAAAAUUCAAUUUUUAAACCUUUCCGUAAGAAAAUGAGCAUGAGUACCUUUGUCCCUGUAUUUAUUACCUUGUGGAAGAUAAAUCUUAAACGGAAGAUUAUUAAGUUCAUUUGUCAUAAAAGAAAGAGUGAUAUUUGAAGAAACUGUUUCUAAUAUAUAAAAUGCCGGAAGUGUUCCCUCUCAACUUAUAAAUUUUCACUGACUUUUUUCCCUUCUGUUUUCCUUUCUUGUCACUAAUUCAGUGUCAUUUGUCAAGGUUUCGGUAACCAUCGUUAAUAAAUAUCUCGGCUAUCAAUCCAAAGCUUUGCCGAGCAUUGUUUCACUCGCAUGUUCAAAUAAAAACUUUAAGAAGUUUACUCUGUUUAAUGAAAAUGCGGUUUUUUUAAGCUGGCACGUCGGAUAGGAGGGCGUUCGUCACACAAAGAAAGACAUUCAAUGAACAAAUUUGUCAUGAAAUUGAUUCCGUUGAAACCAUCGGGAGAGCGAUACGGGAAUUAAUUCUUGACGUUUUAGCUUAGUUGUCAUGGCACGAGCUAUAGAUAAACAUUUAAUCAAGAUUUUCCGGUGAAAUCCGCAGCAGUGAGCAAAACAAUACGCUUGUUUGCUUAAAAUGUCAAAACUAUCAUCCUUGCUGGGUUUCUUGCACACAAGGCGAAUUUUACGUUAUUUUGCAAAAUUAACUGCAGGAUCAGCUGAAUCAUCUCCAUUUUACAUUGUCCUCAAUACUGGACUUCACUUUAAUCAAUCAGCAUUGUGUCAGCGUUCACUAAACUUAGGGACUCUUUACAUGGAGGGCCACAUGUUUUCUGUAUUCAAUUUACAUUCAAAGGGUUGUACCUGUCCCUAGCGCUAUGAUCUUCCUAGUUACUAGGAUCUUCCUUGCUGAGAGGUAGGAAGAUUCCAGCACCAUGUAAAUUGCUUUCGCUGGGAAGAUCGUAGUACCAGGGACCAACUAGGCAAAGAAGGUGGCGGGUAGUUCAGUGAGUAUAACGAAAGUAAAGGGCGACCAUUUCGUUUGGCGUCACCACGAGCUGAUAAUUGUGAUACUUCUGCUGAAAGGUAGUUACUAACGCCAGUAAAGAGAGCAGAAGGGUCCAAAUUAUAUUUUUGUUAUAGUCGCCAACCAUCUUUAAUUCCCCCUUAGCCUGCCUAGCAAGCGUUUCCGUGCGGUUUAGGAGCAAAGAACGAGGAACGAGAGUCAAAGACCGCGCGAAAAAUGGCGUAAGUAAAAGAGCUGGCUCUUGUUUCAUUUCUCGCGCGGCCAAAACCGAGAAUCCCGUUCCUCGGUCUUUCUUUGCUCCGAAACCAAACGGAAACGCUUGCUACGCAGGCUAAUUCCCCCUUUACUUGGUCACCACAAGGACCGAAAUUUCUUAAGGUAUGCAUGUAAACCCAAUUGAAAGUUGUUCCUCCUUGUAGGAUCUUCCUGGUGCUAGGAUCUUCAGUGGGAGUUGCACGUGAUUCGAAGUUGCAACCAAUAAAAAUCGCACAAAUUUUCGGGACGGGCAUGGGAUACAGGAAAGUUAAAAAAAACAAGGCAAUUUGUGACUCCCAUGAAAAAGAUCGACCGAAUUUAUGACGCUGCCUGACAACGUCAUCCCGCGAAAAAAGCUAACCCUUUUGGCCGAGCCAACAGCGCUUGCGCAUGCUCUGAUUGUCUCGCCUUAGGGGAAUUGACCCGACUGGGCGAGUUAAGCGUUUUUAUGGAGAAAAGUUGGCCUGGCUAGGAGGGUGACCCUAACAUCACCGAAUAGGGUGACCUCGCUUCUAGCAGAGUCAACGUUGGUUUCUCAUGUUAAAGGUUCGCCACAUUUUGCAACGAGAUGUAUGAAACGUUAGCUCGGCCAGGGUAACCUCGGGUGGCCAGGUCACCUGACCUGACCCUUCUCAACGGGACAACUUUUCUCCAUAAAACGGGGCCUUAGUCAUUAACAUUUUUAGCGAGCAGAUCAUGCGCAUAUCAUGUAUUUUUAUCAUCACUGUUAUUCUUUUCAUUGAACAAGGCUUGUCGGUGAAACAAAUCUUUGAACUGUUUUUUAAUCGAAAGGUGAAAUCAAAAACGGUGAAACUAAAAACAACAAAGUGGCGUUAAAAAAUAUAUGUAUAAUAAUGCAGCGGCACUAAGUACGAUAUAAAGAAUGGCGUCACUGCCUUAUUAACAUUUGCCUGUUCCUUCGAUGACACUCAUACAUAAUUCUUCAUAUCAUACUUAGCCUCAUCCAAUAAUUGCUUAUUAUUGCUUAUAGCGUAAAAUGCAAUAACAAGUCACUUGAUAUGAUUUGGCAUCGCUACGCAUACUAACCGUCUAAACGAAUUAUCUACCGAUGUACAGUGUGAAUGUUCUUCUACCUUAUUGUCAUUUAUUUUCGAGAGAGAUUUUGCGCCAGAUCGAUCUCCGUUGAGGAAAAAUUUUCAGCCACAAUAAAACACGUUCUUGUUCGUCCGUAAUAAAGACGGAUCAAUUCAGUUUUCUAUUAAAGUGCCCACCCCCCCUCCUCUCACAUUUUGCCUCGAGUGAGACGCAAAUGUUACCGUUGAGUUAGGGGAGGGGUAGGUGGGCAGCUUCCCAGAAACUUAAGUGAUCCAUAAAGACAAGGGUUUGCGCCCAGAAUGUAAGUGAUGACCUUUGCAGGGAGGUCAAAGCUACAGAAAGAAUUCUGUUACCAUCCAGGAGUGGUACCUCUACUAACAAAAGAGCAGAAAUGAGAAAAAUGUUUCUCCAUUCAUCACUAUAUAGAAAAAAGAAACUAGUUCAAUGUAGGAGGUUGAGGGGCAAUAUCCACCCUUUUGUGUGUUUUGGUUUCAGGAGCAUGUGAAUGUGAAUUGUGAGUACCGAGAAAUCCUUUGCCAGAAUGACUGCGGAGCUAAAUUUCAGAAACGAUUUCUGCAAAAACAUCUGGAUAGAGACUGUCCAAAGAAGAUCAUCGCCUGUCCAUACUGUGACGACCGACACAUGCGAGAAGACAAAAAGGUGAAAUACCUUGUGAUAAAAUGUGUAAAUCUUACGCUUCAAAAGCAAGUGCAAAAGACCUUUUCAGCUUGUAUGUUUUUUUCCCCAAUUCAGACACGUGACGUUCUCCAGGGAAUUUGGCUUUUGUCUUGUCAUAAUGUCUGCAAAAUAUGCAUGUGGUGCACGUUCAUAGGGCAACAUUUUAAAGAAACAGUUCUCUGGGGUACCAUAACGUGGUCUGAAAUAAGAAAACAGAACAUACAGACUGAAAAGGUCUAUACUGAGAGACUAUUUGUCGCAGAAUAAUUUUUGACCCCAACAUCCAAAUUCAAAUUAAAUUCUUAAGACUGUUCUCCACACAUUUCCUUAAGAAUUAGUUGACACUAAUUCACGCGAACUUUCCUCUUAAUCAUGUAAUGAUAUUGUUAGGAGAAAGCUGACUUUGGUCACUCUGUUGAAUCUGCAAUGAGUUGAAGCGCACUUAGCUACUCCGACUACUCCAGCUAGCAUGCAGGCACUGCAUUCCAUUAAUCACAAUGAAAUCAAACAAAUCAAACAUAAAGUCUCAAUAAGUCCCGACUGGUAGUUAGUGUUAAAGAGAGCUAUUGACGAGCUUGACAGAGGAAAUGUACUCGAGACAGCAGAGAAUAUUUUAGUCAGGGUCAGAGCGAAAUUCGUAUCCGGACUAGUGCAUGUGCUCAGUAAAUGUAUUCCAUCAAUUCAGUGAAUUGGUCAAAUAAUUAGUGUUUUCCUUCCACAGGCACAUCUUGCAGAAGAGUGCACGAAAUUACCACUGCCGUGCCCAAACAAAUGCGACAAGACGCUGGAAAUACCACGUGAUGAGGUACGUUUCAGCACAUGGUUCGUUCAGUUGGUAGUAUGCUGGUCACUUCUUUGGGUCGAAGGCUCGAAUCUCGACCGGACCAACACAUAGGGGCUGGCUUGCAAGUGACAAUGGUUUGGAUGAACACGCUGGCCGGUAUCACAGUCCUGUCUCUAGAAGGGGUAGUAAGAAAGUAGAACCUGACAGUGCUUUCGAACAUAAUACUUCGCACGAGAUACAUUGAUGUUCACAUUGUAAUACCGUUUUUAAGGCAUCCUUGUCCAGUCUAGUUCGUAGAGAGGAGUUCUCUGGAUAGUAGCGUUGUAGUAGUCAGCAUUUACAUAACAAAUUCGCAGUAGUAACAACCAAAAAUUGUAUUUGAAUUAACGUUGUUUUUUUUUUUCAUAGAUGGACAAACACAUUGAGGAGGAUUGUCCAAAGACGAAGAUGAGGUGUGAAUUUGAAGCCAUUGGUUGUACACAUCGGGUAAGACUCUACAUAUCCAAAACCAGUUAUUAUUUGUUCCACACUUAACUGAUAAGUGUUAUCUUGUUUUUGUCCCGGGGAGGAUACUCCCUCUGACGGCCUUUACGGGGAGGCUCACUGAGGCUCAGCUUGGAAGGGGUACCUUUUUCAGACUUCAGGGUAGGGGUCACCCUGGUUAAAAUAUAUGAAAGAGUAGGUAAAUCUGUCAUUGUGGUCUUUGAAAUGAACUGAAAGGCCUGACCAAAAAGGGCAUUUUAAGGUUGUGAAUAGACUAAGAGGAGUCCCUCAUUUUCCAUCAAGGAUAGCAGAGCUAGCGAAACGCGAGCGGGCGUGAAAAUCAGCCCACUCGAGACGCGGCGGGGAGAGAGAAAAAUGAGGCGCUCUCGUUUCGCUUGCUCUACUAUCCCUAAGGGAAAAUGAGGGACUACUCGUAGUCUAGGUUGUGAAAAAGACACGAAAACUUUCUGGCUUAGUGAUUUAUUCAUCUUUGAAAGAUAGUGCAUUUACAGCAGUUAAAAGGUAUGUAGCCUAGUAUGUGAAAGGGGUACCAUUUGUCAAUGGAAGGUAUAUGAAAGGGACACCUCUUCUGUCAAGAAUGGUAUAUAAAAGGGUAAGGGGUUGGACCUCGGGCCGGAGCCUCCCGCACAAAAUCUUGUUGGGUACCUCGACGGGGUGUUGUGCAUCUUUCUUGAACUGGAUGAAUUAAAAUGGAGCUUUGGGAAUAGGCGCAAUUGUGUAACCGUUGUCUCUUGCAAUGUCCCGGUAAAGAGCUUGCUUGCUGGCUUCUUACAAAAGUACGUUGUACAUCUUUCUCUUGCAGUGCAGCCGAGAAAAACUUCCAAAGCAUUACAAAAAUAACAUGGUUGAGCACGUUAAGUCGAUCUUCAGCAAGUUAUCCCAAGAACAUGAAAGACUAGAGAAGAAUGAAAGGAUGCUUACAGAAAACGUCGACCGCAUAAAACAACUGGAUAAGCGCGUUGGAGAUCUGGAAAAAAUCGCUAACAGUCAGCUGAUCUGGCGGAUCGAGGACUACACGCGGAAGCUGAAGGAAGCGAAGGCGGGCAAUAGUGACACGCUGUUCAGUCCAACGUUUACAACCAGUAAACACGGCUACCGCCUGUGCGCCUCCGUCUGCUUGAACGGCGACGGAAAAGGCAAAGGCACGCACAUGUCUGUGUUUAUCAGUGUACUUAGAGGUGAGAGAAAUGGUUAGAAAUUACAAGGAGAUCAUUUAUAACGCUUGAUUAACAAACAGUACCGAUACAUCACGACUUUCUGUAAUAAACUAUAAGCUCAAUGUUGCGCGCCAUUACAAUUUUGCACAACUCCUACCUCUAUAACGCAGACACCUCAUUUAAAAUAUAUGGUCUCUAAGCUUUGUCCCUUUAGUUUAGCAAACAAACCUCUUUUCUGCCUGCAUCCUCUACAACGGCUCUUAAGCCCCGCGGAAAAUGAUGCAACAUUGUUGGAUGCUACAUGGUCCGUCCGUUUGCACACCCUGUUACAUGAUGUUAAGAGAUAUUAUGGAAAGUUUGAAACCGGUCAGACUUUUGACCCAACAACUCGCAAUAUUUCUUUUGUUCCGUGAUUUCCGAAGCGUAGCGCAACAAAGUUGGAUCCGUUUGCACAGCUCUUUCAACAUUGUUGGCGGGGGCCAAGCAAGCUCAUUACGCGUAGCUUCCAAAGUCUUAUGGGUUGUAUCCUUCCCACGAUGCACUGCGGGUCCCAACAUGAAUAAUCAGUUAAAUUUCUUCUCAGGAGCUUUCGACGCUUUGUUAAAAUGGCCGUUCGAUUAUCGAGUCACGUUUUACCUGCUGGAUCAAGACGACGACCACACACAUCGGAAACACAUCAAGUUCACCAUCAAACCCAACCCCUGUCCAGAGAACGAGCCAUUCCUUGGAAGACCAAAACUGGAGAAAAACGCCAGCUUUGGUGGUGCAAAGUUCGCUAAACACGAAGAAAUCGAGACCCGAAACUACCUCAAGGACGAUACCAUUUUCCUGAAAAUCGCCAUUGAAUGUGAUGGACUUAGUGAGCCAUGAAAAACAAAGCAGGUUUAGAUCUUCAGUAACAUGUAACUGGAUUUCUGUAACUCCUGUCAAUGAAGGGCCUGUGUUUCCAUAUGCGCAUGUACGGUUUUGAUUGACAUUGAAAGACUUUUAACAAAUGGCAAUCGAACAACUUAGUAACGAGUGCCACUCAAUGUUGCGUGAAGACGGUACUUCAUCGAAUGGAAACACAUACAAUUCAGCUCUUACCAACUCGCAUUCUCAUCUUUUCUGCCAACUUAAACUUUUUCCACUUUUAGCCACUACCCUUGGAAAAGCAAUGCGCUUUCGUUUUUAAAACCCCUGGAGAGAAGGGGAUACUUCAACCAUACUAAAAAGACAACCAAAUAUUCCCUGAAAACCCUCCGCAAAUGACAGAUAAUUUCUUGCAUACGAUAAUACAUGAUGAUAUAUUUGAUACGACAAGCGAAGCGCAUGCAAAGAAGCGUGUACCAGGCCCAUGAUUAUCAGUACAUAUAUUUUCUAGUUGUAUACCUAGGUAGAACAAAAUAUAGCUUAAGCCACGGUUUAACUGAAAGCUCAAUCACCUACAAAGUCCAUUUAUUGCGCAGAAGUUUCUCUGGAAGAAGUGUGAAUGGAAUGGCAAGAUUGGGUUUAUCAGUGCACAGUUUAUAGGGAAUACGAUCAUAUUAUAUUAUACUAUUGAAUCACGGUUGUGUGUUAGAAAAAAUGCAGAGGAAAUUUUUAUAUGCAGUUAU
Molecule: messenger RNA, 10264 nt
Organism: Porites evermanni
Lineage: Eukaryota; Metazoa; Cnidaria; Anthozoa; Scleractinia; Poritidae
Source: the annotation of a GenBank genome assembly